AAGGUAAUGGUGUUUGUGCAUGCAAGAAAUGAAACAGUGCGUACAGCCUUCACCUUGAUAGACCUGGCCAAAAAUAGAGGGAAUAUUUCCUUGUUUGCAGCAGAACAAAAAAAAUCAAGGCAAGUCUAUUAGUUACAAAAUAAAUAGUGUGGUAAUGAGCCUGUAAAACCUAAUGAAGGUUUUGCUUACAUUGUAACAGAAACCUAAUCUUUUCCUUCUGUAGAUAUCAAAAAGCCGGAAUAAGCAACUCCGAGAAAUGUUUGCUGAAGGUUUCGGCAUUCAUCACGCUGGGAUGCUGAGGCAGGACCGUAACCUUGUAGAACGUUACUUCUCUGAGGGUCACAUCAAGGUGCUGGUCUGCACAGCCACACUUGCCUGGGGUGUCAAUCUCCCUGCACAUGCAGUCAUCAUCAAGGUAGGUUGGAGAGUAUUUGGCAGCAGCAUUGCAUCAGAUCAUGAAGCGUUUUUAUACUAACCUUAACAUAUCAGUAAUGCACACCCUAUGCUGUAAUUUUAUUUUAUUCUUCAGAAUAGAAAAGGAGACAACUUUGUCUUUUCAUUUGAAGAUGCCAUGCUCUUGGUUAUUUUAAAAAGAAGUUUUCUGUUAAACAGGGUACUCAAAUCUAUGAUGCAAAGAGGGGCUCCUUUGUGGACCUUGGCAUUCUGGAUGUUAUGCAAAUUUUUGGACGUGCAGGUCGGCCUCAGUUUGAUACGUUUGGACAUGGCACCAUC
Messenger RNA from Lymnaea stagnalis (great pond snail), 732 nucleotides. The record is from the annotation of a GenBank genome assembly. Lineage: Eukaryota; Metazoa; Mollusca; Gastropoda; Lymnaeidae.